CUCACAAUGAAACUCGAACCUCUUUCAACAUUUCUGUAAAUGGAGAAUUCCAUCUACGCCUGAAGAAGGAACCAAUACACUUCCACCACACAAUCACAUAUACACACAUAUAUAUAUACAUAUAACUAUAUCUACAUAUAUUCUUAUAUAUAUAAGCGAAUUUCAGUGAAUUUUAGGGUCAAUUAUUUGCGAACAAUGGAGCUAAGGAUCCCCAAGGUCUUUCCGCUCCUGCUUUGUCUUUUUCUAUCUGCAGCUUCCAUUGUUAGAUCAGCCUCUUCUCCUCCCAAAUAUCUCGGAAUCGCUCCCCAAGAUGAAAAAUACUACAAGUCUUCUGAUUCCAUCAAAUGUAAAGACGGAUCCAAGAAAUUCACCCAAACCCAGCUCAACGACAACUUCUGCGAUUGCCCCGAUGGCACCGACGAGCCUGGAACAUCUGCUUGUCCAAAUGGAAGAUUCUAUUGUCGAAAUGCAGGGCAUGCUCCUAAAGUGUUAUUCUCUUCUAGAGUGAAUGAUGGUAUAUGCGACUGCUGUGAUGGGAGUGAUGAGUAUGAUGAUAAAGGAAAAUGCCCUAAUACAUGUUGGGAGGCUGGGAAAGUGGCAAGGGACAAAUUGAUGAAAAAAAUUGCGACUUUUCAAGAGGGUGUUGCAAUAAGAAAGCAGGAAGUUGAACUAGCAAAAACAGCUAUAGCUAAGGAUGAGGCAGAGCUAUCAAAGCUACAAAACGAAGAGAAAACACUUAAAGGACUUGUCCAGCAGCUUAGAGAGCGUAAAGAACAAAUAGAAAAGGCUGAGGAGAAGGAACGCUUACAGAAAGAAAAUGAAGAGAGAGAGAAGAAAGAAGCUGAGGAGAAAAACAAACACGAGGAUGAAGCUAAGCAGGAAAAUGUUGAAGGUGUAGAGAAACCAAACCAUGAAACCGAAACCAAUAGUGCAGAUGAUGAAAAGAUAGGCCUCAUAGAUGAUUCUCCUUCGGAUCAGGAUGCUGUGGACGUCCAUGACAGUUUAGCUGCUGAAGCUGAACAUGGUGAUGCUUCCAGAAAGGAAAGGUCCCCAGUUCAAGGUGUAGAACAGCACACAACACAAGUGAUAGAAGAGUCUACAGCAACGUCUGAAACUGGAACUGAUGUUGAUGGCAAGGUGUCUGCUGAAGAAGUCAUAGAUACAGGUAGUGAUGCAUCUGAAAAUACCGAGGGAUUGUCAAGGGAAGAAUUGGGCCGCCUUGUUGCUUCUCGUUGGACAGGAGAAAACACUGGGAAGCAAACAGAAGAUUCUGAUGCUGAAAAAGAUAAUAAUCAUGAAGCAGAUGAAAACAAUGAAGAGAUGCCAAGGGACAGUACACAUGAUGAGGAAGAUAAUGGCUAUGCUUCAGAAACUGAUGAUGAACACCAUAAGUAUGAUGACAGCAAUAUAGAGGAUGAGGUAGACGAUGAUAUUAGAGAGGAAGAUCCUGAAGAUUCUAGUUCUUCAUAUAAGUAUGACUCAGAUAUUGAUUCUGAUUUGUCAGAUGUAACAACAACAAGUAAUCCUUCUUGGUUGGAGACAAUACAACAAAAGGUGCGGAGCGUUCUUCAGGUUGUUAAUUUAUUCCAGACUCCAGUGAAUCAGUCAGAUGCUGCUCGUAUACGCAAGGAAUACGAUGAAUCCAGUACUAAAUUGUCUAAAAUCCAAUCAAGAAUAUCAAGUUUGACACAAAAGCUAAAACAUGAUUUUGGAGUAGAUAAGGAGUUCUAUUCAUUCUAUGGUCAAUGUUUUGAGGGCAAGGAAAACAAGUAUGUUUACAAAGUGUGCCCAUUUAAACAAGCUUCCCAGGUCGAUGGACACAGCACAACUCGUUUGGGGCAAUGGGACAAAUUUGAGGACUCAUACAGAGUCAUGAUCUUUUCAAAUGGAGACAAGUGUUGGAAUGGACCUGAUAGAAGUUUAAAGGUUAGACUUAGAUGUGGAUUGAAAAGUGAGGUUACUGAUGUAGAUGAACCAAGUCGUUGCGAAUAUGUAGCAUUCCUAUCAACUCCAGCAGUAUGCUUCGAGGAAAAACUUAUGGAACUACAACAAAAACUAGACUCGAUGAACAAAGAACAACCCCAAAACCAUGACGAGCUUUGAGUUUUUCCUAGUAUUUUUUAGAAGUAAUCUAACAGGUUAGGCUGAGAUCUAUUUUGAACACAUAACUCAGCUCGACAUCUCGGCAACAAAUUGGAGCGAUGAGCUGAUUUUUUUACAUUCUAAAAGACUAUUAUAGAACAAAUUUCAAUUUGGUUGGGAGCUGGAUUGUAGCUAUUGAGUUAAAACAACACAUUAAUUAAGUGGUGCAUUUUUGAACUGAAAUUGUAGUGGUGCACAUUCUGAUUUUUCAUACUA
Humulus lupulus (European hop) is the source of this 2358-nucleotide messenger RNA. RefSeq names its product glucosidase 2 subunit beta. Lineage: Eukaryota; Viridiplantae; Streptophyta; Magnoliopsida; Rosales; Cannabaceae. The transcript is spliced from 16 exons. The coding region runs from base 196 to 2103 and encodes 635 amino acids. Gene Ontology annotation, biological process: N-glycan processing. The record is from RefSeq and is a predicted model, not a curated record. Gene Ontology annotation, cellular component: glucosidase II complex.